CUCCUCCGUGGGUGCCCGGCACAGCCUUGGAUUCAGCCUUCCCCGCCGUUCGAGUCAGUUUCCCUCGCGGCGGCUGCGGGCAAAGGCAGCCGCUGGCGGAGCAUCUCUGCGGCCACCGCGGCUCUCCGGCUGGACCCGGUGCAGGUUGAGCAGCCCCUCGCCCCUUCCCCGAGGCGUCCGAGUCUCCCGAGCCCCUCGCCUCCCAGUCCCCCGCACCCUUCUCUCCGAAGCCGGCGGGGCGCCGGGCAGGAUCCCGACCCCCAACAUCGGGAUCCCGGGACCAGCGCUCCUCUGGAGCGGGGCGCUCUGGGAGACUGGUGCCCCGCCGCCCCUGACCGCCGGGGGGUGCCCCAGGGACGCGUCGCCGCGGAGAGGAGCAGGCAGAGGGGACCAUGCGGCGCCUGACUCGCCGCCUGGCGCUGCCGAUCUUCGGGGUGCUUUGGAUCACCGUUCUGCUGUUCUUCUGGGUCACCAAGAGGAAGUUGGAGGUGCCGCUGGGACCUGAAGUGCAGACCCCCAAGCCUUCUGAUGCAGAUUGGGAUGACCUAUGGGAGCAGUUUGAUGAACGGCGGUAUCUGAAUGCCAAAAAGUGGCGUGUUGGUGAUGAUCCCUACAAACUGUAUGCUUUCAACCAGCGGGAGAGCGAGCGGAUCUCCAGCAAUAGAGCUGUCCCGGAAACACGCCAUAAGAGAUGUACGCUGCUGGUGUACUGCACAGAUCUUCCUCCCACUAGCAUCAUCAUCACCUUCCACAACGAGGCACGUUCUACCCUACUCAGAACCAUUCGCAGUGUAUUAAACCGCACCCCCAUGCAUCUGAUCCAGGAAAUCAUAUUAGUGGACGACUUCAGCAAUGAUCCCGAUGACUGCAAGCAGCUCAUCAAACUGCCCAAGGUGAAGUGCAUCCGCAACAAUGAGCGGCAAGGUCUGGUGAGGUCUCGGAUGCGAGGUGCUGACAUUGCUCAGGGCACCACUCUGACAUUCCUGGACAGCCACUGUGAGGUGAACAGAGACUGGCUGCAGCCCCUGCUUCACAGGGUCAAAGAGGACUAUACUCGGGUAGUAUGCCCUGUGAUUGACAUCAUUAACCUGGAUACCUUUAACUACAUUGAGUCUGCCUCGGAGCUCAGAGGCGGAUUUGACUGGAGCCUACACUUCCGGUGGGAACAGCUCUCCCCAGAGCAGAAGGCUCGGCGCCUGGACCCCACUGAGCCUAUCCGGACUCCAAUCAUAGCUGGAGGGCUCUUCGUGAUUGACAAAGCCUGGUUUGAUUACCUGGGGAAAUAUGACAUCGACAUGGACAUCUGGGGUGGGGAGAACUUCGAAAUCUCCUUCCGAGUGUGGAUGUGCGGAGGCAGCCUGGAGAUUGUCCCCUGCAGCCGGGUGGGACAUGUCUUCAGGAAAAAGCACCCGUAUGUUUUCCCAGAUGGAAAUGCCAACACAUACAUAAAGAACACCAAGAGGACAGCUGAAGUGUGGAUGGAUGAAUACAAACAAUACUACUAUGCAGCCCGGCCUUUUGCCCUGGAGAGACCCUUUGGGAACAUCGAGAACAGGCUGAACCUGAGGAAGAAUCUGCACUGUCAGAGCUUCAAGUGGUACCUGGAGAAUGUCUACCCAGAACUCAGGAUCCCCUCAGACUCCUCCAUCCAGAAGGGCAACAUCCGGCAGAGGCAAAAGUGCCUUGAGUCUCAAAAGCAGAAAAACCAAGAGAUUCCACAUCUAAGGCUGAACACCUGUGCCAAAGUCAAAGACGAAAAAACAAAGUCCCAGGUAUGGGCCUUCACAUAUACCCAGCAGAUCAUUCAGGAGGAGCUGUGCCUGUCUGUCAUCACCCUGUUCCCAGGUGCCCCGGUGGUUCUUGUUCUGUGUAAGAAUGGAGAUGAGAGACAGCAAUGGACCAAGACUGGAGCCCGCAUUGAGCAUAUAGCAUCGCACCUCUGCCUAGACACAGACAUGUUCGGUGAGAGCACUGAGGAUGGCAAAGAAGUUGUUGUCAACCCGUGUGAGUCAUCACUCAUGAGCCAGCACUGGGACAUUGUGAGUUCCUGAGGAUCCUGUCUCGAUCCAGCUGUGGGCCAGGGAUGCUGCUUCCCCGGACCAAAACAAACUGGAACCCCGGCUAUCAACAGCCCAUGACCGCACAACUUGCCCUGAACUGGAGGUGAAGCUGAGAACCCCAGGACAGGAGCAACUGUCUCAGGGAGGGAUGGAAGCAAAAGUCGCAAGCAGGGCUCUGCGACUGACCUACAUGUUUGCAAAGCUGUGAAGUUCCAGUUCUGGCCAGGUCUGCUGACAGAGACCUAGAGAGAGAGAUCCAAUGGGAAGUGUUUGUUGUUCCCUUUUUUAUAAAAGGUACCCUGUGGAUGCCAGAGAGAAAAGCUCUCCUAGUCCCAUUCAGGACUAAAUAGAGAGAUGCAGAAUGAAGGUGAUUUUCAGAACAAAUAAAGUUAACUUUAGAAGUUGUC
Nannospalax galili (Upper Galilee mountains blind mole rat) is the source of this 2467-nucleotide messenger RNA. It is a transcript of the gene Galnt14, whose product is annotated as polypeptide N-acetylgalactosaminyltransferase 14. The transcript has 15 exons. The record is from RefSeq and is a predicted model, not a curated record. The coding region runs from base 393 to 2051 and encodes 552 amino acids. Lineage: Eukaryota; Metazoa; Chordata; Mammalia; Rodentia; Spalacidae. Gene Ontology annotation, cellular component: Golgi apparatus.